Molecule: messenger RNA, 2448 nt
Organism: Suillus fuscotomentosus
Lineage: Eukaryota; Fungi; Basidiomycota; Agaricomycetes; Boletales; Suillaceae
Exons: 13
Coding region: 1-2448 (815 amino acids)
Source: RefSeq, a predicted model, not a curated record
AUGCAAGUUCUAUACUUCGACAAAACCACCAUAUUCUUCACCGGAAACCUUGUUGUUUCACUGGAAGCUUCACGCAACCUUGGACCUUUGUUUCUUGACGUUGGACCUCAACCAGACACCUCAGACAACUCAUCAGACACUUUGCCCACCAAGAAUCAACUCUUUACACCAUGCACAGCUGAUGGCAUGUUUCUACCACCCGGAACUCCAUCAACUCUUCCUCCACCGAAGUCUCCUCUUGAUUGGAGUCCAUAUUGUAAUGAUAUGGAAUUUGCAACAGCAGAAUUUGUUUUCAAACAAUCUCAUAUGUCUAACGCAGCUACAAACCAAUUAUUCGACUUAAUGGCUGCACAACUGUUAGAACACAACGGCUCCCCUCCAUUUGUCAAUCAUAAGGAUUUGCACAGGGUAAUCGAUGCCACACAACUUGGCAAUGUCCCCUGGCAAUAUUAUGAGGUCUGGUACAGGGACCCACGUCUGAUGGUGCAUAACAUGCUAGCAACCCCCACAUAUAAAGGUGAAAUUGACUUUCAACAGGCUGUAUGUCUUUCAUAUGUCCUUACAACUUCAUCACUAACAUGCUCUCAGGACGAGAUAUCAAAGGAUCCAAGCACACAUGGAUCAAUGUUUGUUCCAAUCAUCCUCAGUAGUGACAAAACUACUGUCUCCAUGGGUACAGGCAACAAUGAAUAUUACCCCCUGUAUGCCUCAAUUGGCAAUGUGCACAACAAUGUGUGGUGUGCUCACCACAAUGCUCUCAUUGUCAUCAGUUUCCUCUCUGUACCCAAAACUGUUAGAGAACAUGCUAAAACUGAGUUGUCCCACAUAUUUCAUCACCAGCUGUUUCACCACUCACUCUCUGCAAUUCUCACAAGCCUGAAGCCUGCAAUGACUGAGUAUGAGGUCCUAUGUUGUGCAGACGGACCCUUCAUAGCAGACUACGAGGAACAAUUGGUGUUAUCCUAUACAAUGAAAAAUUGGUGCACAAACAGUGGCUUGUACCGCUCUCAGGAGCAUACAGAUCUGCUGAUACAUGAAAACAUGGAUUCGGAUACAAUGUGGCAUGAAUAUGGUAUUAUGAGUGUUCUUGUCCCAUUCACGGAUGACUUCCCCCAGGCCAAUAUCCAUCAAUUGCUAUCAUUUGAUCUCCUCCACCAGCUAAUAAAAGGGGCUUUCAAGGACCAUCUUGUGGAUUGGGUAGUGGAGUACCUUAGACUUACACACGGGACCAAACAAGGAGAUGAGAUCAUGAGUGACAUAGAUCAUAGAAUUGCUGCUGUAGCACCAUUCACUGGCCUACGGCAAUUUCCUGAUGGCCAUGGUUUCAAACAAUGGACAGGUAACGAUUCCAAAGCACUUAUGAAGGUCUUUAUUCCAGUUAUCAAAGGCCACAUACCCCAAGACAUGGUCCAUGCAUUUCGUGCGCUCUUGGAAUUUUGUUACAUUGCGCUGCACAACAUCAUUACUGAGGCCUAUUUGAAUCAACUUCAAGAUGUGCUUACUUGCUCACUUUCAUAUCCCCGCCAGCAUUCAAUGACCCAUUAUGCAGACAUGAUCCGACUCUUUGGUGCCCUGAAUGGAUUAUGCUCAUCCAUCACAGAAUCGAAGCAUAUUAAGGUGGUGAAGGAUCCUUGGCGGUGGUCUAACAGGAACAAUGCCCUUGCAUCUCGCGUGGACUUCACUGUGCAAGGCAUGCUCGUUGAUGAACCAGAUGUCCCUGUUAUCGCACAACAAUUAGAAGAAAAUAUUGACAAUGGCGACGUUGUUGACGACCCAGAUGUACUCGCUCUUACACGAGGACAGACAGUAGCAGCAUUGGCAGAGGAAGUUGAUGUACCAUCCCUGCAAUGCCUCAUCCACUACUUUUUGUUCUCACAACUCUUCCCUGGCGAUCCUCACAACCCUGAAGAUGUCCCUACUGCUAGCUGCCCUCGACAUGAUGGCAGUCUUUAUGUCUUUAGUUCUGCUGCUGCAACAUUCUAUGCCCCCAGUGAUCCCAGUGGCAUGGGCAGCAUGCAAUGUAAACAGAUCCAUGUGUGUCCACUCUGGCGGAACAUCUAUCCCCACAAUGAUUGUGUAUUUGUCAAUACCAAUCCAAACCUUGAAGGGAUGAAGGGGCUUGAGGUUGCAAGAGUUAAAUGUUUCUUUUCUUUCAGAUUCAAUUGGGUCAUGUAUCCGUGUGCCCUUGUUCAUUGGUUUGACAAGGUUGAUGACUGUCCCGACAAGGAUACCGGCAUGUGGAUAGUCCAUCCAAGUGUUCAUGACAAUGGCACCCCAAACCUCACUGUUAUUCAUAUUGAGACAGUCUACCAUGCAGCACAUCUAAUCCCUGUCUACAGUCCCAAUUUCAUUCCUAGUGACAUGAAAUACUUUCAUUCUUAUGAUAUUUUCCGCUCAUUUUAUGUUAACAAAUACGCUGAUCACCAUGCCUUCGAGAUUGUGUUGUAA